UCCUUUCCAUACAUUAAAAGAAAUAAAAAAAAAACCAACAACGACAAAUAUAAAAAUGCCCAGUUAGAAGAGAGAGAAAAAAAUAGUUCAAGAAGAUUUGAACAAAACGCCAGAAAGUUCAGCCAAUUUUCCUUCCCAAUUUUCUCUGUCAGGCAAACAAGUCCACGAGCCCCUUACUCUCUCUCUUUCUUGAUAUAGAAAACUUUCUUUUUUCUUUUUUUUUUUCUUUGUCUACAGAUCCGCCGAUUCGUUAGCAUUUCGUACGAUGCCGUCUCGCCGUAGAACCCUCUUGAAGGUCAUCAUCCUCGGCGAUAGCGGGGUAGGGAAGACGUCUUUGAUGAAUCAAUAUGUAAAUAAGAAGUUUAGCAAUCAGUAUAAGGCGACAAUCGGGGCCGAUUUUUUGACAAAGGAAGUGCAGUUUGAGGAUAGGCUUUUCACCUUACAGAUCUGGGAUACCGCUGGCCAGGAAAGAUUCCAGAGCUUAGGUGUUGCUUUCUACCGUGGUGCUGAUUGCUGUGUUCUUGUGUAUGAUGUCAACUCAAUGAAAUCCUUUGACAACCUUAACAACUGGAGAGAAGAAUUUCUUAUUCAGGCUAGCCCGUCAGAUCCAGAGAAUUUCCCAUUUGUUGUUUUGGGUAACAAAAUUGAUGUGGAAGGCGGAAACAGUAGAGUGGUGUCUGAGAAAAAGGCCCGAGCAUGGUGUGCCUCAAAAGGAAAUAUCCCAUAUUUUGAGACCUCAGCCAAGGAGGGAGUUAAUGUGGAAGAAGCUUUCCAGUGCAUAGCCAAGAAUGCCCUAAAGAGCGGGGAAGAGGAAGAAAUAUACUUGCCUGACACCAUCGACGUUGCAAGCAGCAGCCAACCAAGGUCAAGUGGAUGCGAAUGUUGAAAUAUAUCAUGUGAUUUUUUCUGGCUGCGGCAAUAAAUGUCUUUCAAGUGUUACAAAUGAUUUGGCCUUAUCAACCAUUGUUAUGGAUUAAUAUGGGGCUACACUGUAUAUUAAUGUUUGUGUGAGAAACAAAAUAGUCUGUUGCUAAUGCACUGGUUGGUGCAUUUGUAAUGCCCUCAUUUGUUUGACAUUCUUGUAUUUGCUCAGCACCACCCAAGUAUUGUUUCGCAAGUGAACGUAAAUUGUAUUUGUAGGGUAUUUCAAUUUUUCAAACAAGGAUUGUCUCCUGUUUCACCUUCAGACAAAA
This is a messenger RNA of Durio zibethinus, 1193 nucleotides long. RefSeq names its product ras-related protein Rab7. The record is from RefSeq and is a predicted model, not a curated record. Gene Ontology annotation, molecular function: GTP binding; GTPase activity. NCBI's taxonomy places the organism in Eukaryota, Viridiplantae, Streptophyta, Magnoliopsida, Malvales, Malvaceae. Gene Ontology annotation, cellular component: vacuolar membrane.